AUGUAUAAAACUGUGACAUACUGCUUAAUCACAAAGAAAAAGUUUUCAUAUAAUUACACGUUUACGACCGAAUUUACCAAUACUAUCUAUCUAUCUAUCUAUCUAUCUAUCUAUCUAGGUCUCUGCGUACAUACUGUCCAAUACAUCUACCUGCAGAUCAAAUCUCAUUUCUCUUUAGUCAUCGAUACAGCUAUCCUUUCUCAUCCAUUUUUUAAAACAAAACAACUAGAACACCAACACUGCGUGGAAAAGAGACAUCAGUGUAUUCUAUCUAUCUAUCUAUCUAUCUAUCUAUCUAUCUAUCUAUCUAUCUAUCUAUCUGUCUGUCUGUGCCGAUCUAUCUAUCUAUCUAUCUAUCUAUCUAUCUAUCUAUCUAUCUAUCUCAUCAUAUUCAUAUCUAUCUAUCUAUCUAUCUAUCUAUCUAUCUAUCUAUCUAUCUCAUCAUAUUCAUAUAUCUAUCUAUCUAUCUAUCUAUCUAUCUAUCUAUCUAUCUAUCUAUCUGAGUCUGUGCCGAUCUAUCUAUCUAUCUAUCUAUCUAUCUAUCUAUCUAUCUAUCUAUCUAUCAAAAUAUAUAUAUAUAUAUAUAUAUAUAUAUAUAUAUUCAUUUUUUUUCUUUCUUUUUCUUAUUUUUCGAUCGUUUUUUUUUUUUUUUAUUAUUUCGUUUCCGUUUUUCCGUUUCUUUUUUUUUUUUAUAUAUUCUACUUCCUUUUCUUCUUUUUUUUUUUCUUUUGCAUUUGCACUAUUCGCUCGAUCUUUGUUCAUCUAUCUAUCUAUCUAUCUAUCUAUCUAUCUAUCUAUGUUAAAAUCGACUUUUUAGUAGCAGAUUCUCGUGGCGCGAUUAACCCUUGA
Molecule: messenger RNA, 849 nt
Organism: Acanthosepion pharaonis
Lineage: Eukaryota; Metazoa; Mollusca; Cephalopoda; Sepiida; Sepiidae
Source: the annotation of a GenBank genome assembly